Molecule: messenger RNA, 3356 nt
Organism: Sarcophilus harrisii (Tasmanian devil)
Lineage: Eukaryota; Metazoa; Chordata; Mammalia; Dasyuromorphia; Dasyuridae
Gene: PPM1B
Product: protein phosphatase, Mg2+/Mn2+ dependent 1B
Exons: 6
Coding region: 1127-2566 (479 amino acids)
Biological process (GO): positive regulation of canonical NF-kappaB signal transduction; positive regulation of canonical Wnt signaling pathway; protein dephosphorylation
Cellular component (GO): nucleus; cytosol
Molecular function (GO): manganese ion binding; protein serine/threonine phosphatase activity; magnesium ion binding
Source: RefSeq, a predicted model, not a curated record
UAUACAAAUUCUGUUUCUUAAAUAUAUGGUAUGAUAGUAGGAUCAUACUUUUAUGAUGUUUGGAUUAAUAUGUUAAGUUUUUUUAUUUUUUGCUGCCUUAUGAAAUUUUAUGCUUUAGUCUAAAAUAUUGAUGUAACUGAACACAACGUUUUUUGACUGAAGAAUAUUUGAUUCACAUGGAAUUCUGUAUUCUGAAAAUGUUGGAGUUGGAUUAGGGAAAUAAUUAGGAAAAAAGAAUUAUUCAGGUAGUCUUACACUAAUUUUGGUGAAUAUUAUUUCUUUAAUUUAUGAAUUGAAUCCUCUUUCAGGUAGCAGGCCUGAGUCAGUAGAAGUUAUAAUUUGUGUCACUAUCUUUGGCCUACUGCCGUGCUUCCUUGUUUUUGUCUCCAUGUCUAUUUCAUCAUUUUUAGUUAAGCUAAGUGGGACUAUGAAGGUGGAUGGCAGCAUUGUUUUCUUUUGAUUAUUGCUUUUAUUUUCAAGACUGUUAAAGAGGAAGGAAUGAAAAAUAUAGGAAUCUGCAAUUACUAAUGGAGAAGAUUGGAAAUAGGUAGUUUAGAAUCUUGAAGGAAGGGAAAGAAUAUAAAAAUUGCAAAGACAAUUUGAAAUGAAUUUUGUAAACGGCUAGAUAGAAGGGAUGGAGAGAAUCUUGGUUUAAAAGUUUAGGGGCUGUUCAGUGCUUUCCUACUGUAUUGGGAACUUUUUACAACUUGUUAUACUAUAGAAACAUUUUUGGUUCUCAAAAGAAGAAAAAAAAAGUGACUUUAUAAAGAGAGAAUUUGUUUCUAAGCCUUGACAGGAGAAUUAAGAAAUGUGAAGUGCUUCUUGGUUGUUAUAUCUACCUUUAUAGUUGUGUCAGAACAAAUUUUGGAGGUAGAUGAAAAUAUUUUAUUUAGUAGCUUUUGCAUCACAUGUUCGUUAUGUUUGUUUUGUUAGUGGCGAUUUGAACUUUACAAUAAAAAUAAGCAUACACAUCAGUAUUAGUUGCAUUCAUCAAAGAACUUAUAUACUGUUUAGAGCAUAUGUUCAAUGAUAUAAAAUUUUGAAGCAUAUUUUACUUGCAGGCAUUUGAAAUUAUGCUCAACAAAGUUAAAUAGAAAGACCUUGCACUUACGAUUCAGUACUAAACAUGGGUGCAUUUUUGGAUAAACCCAAAACUGAGAAACACAAUGCUCACGGUGCUGGGAAUGGUUUGCGUUACGGCCUAAGCAGCAUGCAAGGAUGGAGAGUAGAAAUGGAAGAUGCUCACACAGCGGUUGUAGGUAUUCCUCAUGGCUUGGACAACUGGUCAUUUUUUGCUGUUUAUGAUGGUCAUGCUGGAUCUCGAGUGGCAAAUUAUUGCUCAACACACUUAUUAGAACAUAUUACUAAUAAUGAAGAUUUUAGGGCAGCAGAAAAACCUGGAUCUGCUCUUGAACCUUCAGUGGAAAAUGUUAAGAGCGGAAUCAGAACUGGCUUCUUGAAAAUUGAUGAAUACAUGCGUAACUUUUCAGAUCUCAGAAAUGGAAUGGACAGGAGUGGCUCAACUGCAGUAGGAGUUAUGAUUUCACCUGAACAUGUCUACUUUAUCAACUGUGGAGAUUCACGUGCUGUCCUUUUUAGGAGUGGACAAGUCUGCUUUUCAACCCAGGAUCACAAACCUUGCAAUCCAAGGGAGAAGGAGAGAAUCCAAAAUGCAGGAGGCAGUGUAAUGAUACAGCGUGUUAAUGGUUCAUUAGCAGUUUCUCGAGCUCUGGGGGACUAUGAUUACAAGUGUGUGGAUGGCAAGGGCCCUACAGAACAACUUGUUUCUCCAGAGCCUGAGGUUUAUGAAAUUUUAAGAGCAGAAGAGGAUGAAUUUAUCAUCUUGGCUUGUGAUGGGAUCUGGGAUGUUAUGAGCAAUGAGGAGCUCUGUGAAUUUGUUAAAUCUAGGCUUGAGGUAUCUGAUGACCUGGAAAAAGUGUGCAAUUGGGUUGUGGACACUUGUUUACAUAAGGGAAGUCGAGAUAACAUGAGUAUUGUGCUAGUUUGUUUUUCAAAUGCUCCUAAGGUCUCAGAUGAGGCAGUGAAAAAAGAUUCAGACUUGGAUAAGCACUUGGAAUCACGGGUUGAAGAAAUUAUGGAGAAGUCUGGUGAGGAAGGAAUGCCUGAUCUUGCCCAUAUCAUGCGCAUAUUGUCUGCAGAAAAUAUCCCUAAUUUACCUCCAGGGGGAGGUCUUGCUGGCAAGCGCUAUAUUAUUGAGGCUGUUUAUAAUAGACUAAAUCCACAUAGAGAGAAUGAUGGGGCCCCCGAUGAUGCUGAGGAAAGUGGAUCACAGGGAAAAUUGGUGGAAGCUCUCAGGCAAAUGAGAAUUAAUCAUAGGGGAAACUACCGACAACUUCUGGAAGAGAUGCUGACUAGUUACAGGCUAGCUAAAGUACAGGGAGAAGAAAGCGCUGCUGAAUCAGCUGCUGGAGCUACUUCUUCGAACAAUGAUGCUGGAGACCCAGUGACAAUGCUGGAACCCCAUACUGAAACAAAAAGUGAUCUUGAUGAAUUAGAACAUUCUAAUGAAGAUUCAGGGACACAGAUGAGCGAUUCACGCAUAUGAAUUCUCUCUUUUUGUUAAUAUGUUUAUGGUCUUUGAUUUGACUUUUUUGCCUAGCUAGUAUAAUGUAUGCAUUUGUGUAUCAGUUUGUUAUGUGAAUCUUGGAAAACUAGUUUUAUUUGUACAGUCUUAUUUUUUAAGAAGGCCUUUUUUGCAUAUACUUUUUAUCAGAUAAUUAAUUCAGAGUUUACUAUAGUACUUUAAAUUUAAUAAAAUUAUAUAUCCUGUUUCAUUAUAGGGUGUGCCUGAAAUCAGGUCACCAAUUGAAGUCAGUAGUUUGUUGUUUUUUGUUUUUUGUUUUCCUGUUUGUUUCUUUCUUAAAAUUGGAUUACACCAGAUGAGUUCCAUCUGUUUCAUUAAACUGAGACUAAUUUCUGUUGUGGACAGGUCCAUUGUUAAUACAGAACUUUUAUUGUUUUACAUUGUUUUACAUAGUGAACUCAAAAGUUUUAUAAUUUUGCCAUUUGUUUAGCAUUAGUUAUUAAAGAAAGGCUGAUGGUGGCCUGUAAUUCUUUCUUGGAAUGCUCUCUGACAUGUUGUUUGAAAUUGUAUUUAUUUUAAAGCACUAUAGUUUUAUUUUUAGAACUUGUGAGAGAUUGAAUGUUUCUUUUGACUUUGUGUAUUCUCUAUAAAACAAAUAUAGUUUUUAGAAAAAGUGUACUAUUCCUGAAACUGUGGUUUGUAGUUUCUGUAUAGAUGAUAUCUGUACAACAAAAUGUAUAUGAAACUGUUUAGUAUGGAAAAAAGUUUGUGUUUAAGAUUUCCCCCCAAUAAAGCAUGAAAUGUGGAAUAA